AUGGUGACCACGAAAACUCAUGCAGUUCUUCUAGCCAGCCCUGGUAUGGGACACCUAAUUCCCACAGUCGAAUUAGGUAAACGUCUUGCCACUCACCACGGUUUCGACGUCACCAUCUUGGUCGUCAUAGCCAGUACCGAUUCCUCCGACACAACAAAAUCAUCUAAAGUUCAACAAACAUCCAACAUUAAUGGACUCAAAAUUAUUGUUACACCUCCUUCUGUCGAUGUCUCUGACAAAAUUGACCCAAACCACUCCUCACCCUUAGGUGCAAGAAUCAUUUUAACUAUGAUUGAAUCUCUUCCUUUUAUUCGAUCCAAAAUCUUAUCCAUGAAGUUUCCACCAUCGGUUCUUAUCGUGGACAUCUUCGGCACUAUGGCUUUACCCAUGGCACGAGAUCUUAACAUGUCUACCUACGUUUUCUUUACCACCAACGCUUGGUUUUCAGCUGUUAUGUUAUACGCUCCUUUCAUCACCAAUGAAGCGUUUUCAAGACAUGCUAUUGAUCACGAACCGCUUUUGAUUCCGGGUUGUGAACCGGUUCGGUUUGAGGAUACACUGUUUCAUUCUCCAUGGGGACCUACUCAUGAUGGUUUCGUCAAUAAUGCAAAGGAGAUAUUAUCCGUUGAUGGGAUUUUGAUCAACACGUGGCAAGAUCUUGAGCCGGGAGCAACUAAGGCUGUUAUUGAUGGUGAGAUUUUAAGCCGGUUUGCGAGAGGACCGGUUUAUCCGGUUGGACCGCUCGUAAGAACAGUUGAACCGGAGGAGAAGAGGAAGAGUGAGAAUGAGAAUUUAAUUUUAAGAUGGCUUGACCGGCAACCGGCUGAGUCGGUGAUUUUUCUUUCGUUCGGAAGCGGUGGGACUCUGUCUGAAGUUCAGACGAGGGAAUUGGCUUACGGGUUAGAGUUGAGUCAGCAGAGGUUUGUUUGGGUGGUGCGGAGGCCCUCGGAAGAUGAUGCAUCUGCGGCGUUUUUCGAGGCGGGGAAGGGUAUUGAUGGAUUAGAUUAUUUGCCUGAGGGGUUUUUGAGUAGGACAAAGGAAGUUGGGAUAUGUAUCCCAACAUGGGCUCCACAGACUGAGAUUUUGAAACAUCCUGCGACGGGUGGUUUCGUGACGCACUGCGGUUGGAAUUCUGUGUUGGAGAGUAUCCUCAGCGGUGUUCCGAUGGUUGCGUGGCCGCUUUAUGCAGAGCAAAAGAUGAAUGCUACUAUGUUGUCCGAUGAGCUUGGGGUUGCGGUGCGGGCGACGGCGGCGGAGGGAGGUGUUGUUUUUAGAGAAGAGAUAGCGGAUGUGAUUAGAAGAGUGAUGGUGGAUGAAGAAGGUGUAGGUAUGAGGGUUAAAGUUAAGGAGUAUAAGGUAAGUGGAGAGAAAGCUUUGUCUACGUUUGGUUCUUCUCAUGAGUCGUUUUGUCAAAUGGCAAAAGAAUGUGAAGUUUGUGGUGCUUAG
Molecule: messenger RNA, 1446 nt
Organism: Vicia faba (fava bean)
Lineage: Eukaryota; Viridiplantae; Streptophyta; Magnoliopsida; Fabales; Fabaceae
Source: the annotation of a GenBank genome assembly